AUGCGACCGUCAAACCCGGUCGAUCUUGAGGCCAGCGUGGACGACGCCUCGCUUUAUGAACAGACGCACGUUCACGAAGUGUACGAUGCCAUUGCAGACCAUUUCUCAGCCACCCGCUAUUCGCCCUGGCCGUUGGUAGCCCAGUUUCUUGCCCGCCAGCCGGCUGGCUCCAUCGGUCUCGACGUCGGCUGUGGCAACGGCAAGUACCUGAGUGGUGCGUCCAGCGCACCGCCGCCGUCGUCAUUGCCACCACCGAUUCCUGGCACACCCCAGCGCUUCAUCCUGGGGAGUGAUCGGAGCGCCGCCCUAGCCGCGUUGGCGUACGAGAAACACGCCCACCACCGCGUAGGUGCUGAUGUGCUGCUGGCCGACUCCCUGGCACUGCCCUUUCGUGACGGCUGUGCGGAUUUCAUCAUCUGCAUAGCCGUGGUGCACCACCUGUCGACGCGGAAACGGCGCCAGGCCGCUGUGAAAGAGCUGCUACGGUGUGUGCGGCAGCGAGACGUGCAGCAGGACCCGGUGCAGCAGCCAGAACCGCAGCAGCGACAGCCGCAGCCGCCGGCACCAAGUUCCACGACUCCCGGCACCCCUGCCCCCUCUUUUUUGCCCCCCUCGCCCUCCCCCACCGCACCGUCCUCGACGGCCUCCUCUGCUUCGCCCUCACUCUCAGCCUCUCGGUCCGGCCGUGUGCUCAUCUACGUAUGGGCCCUGGAGCAGGCGACGAGUCGACGAGGUUGGACCGCAGGCGGCGAGCAGGACCUACUUGUGCCGUGGGUCAAGACGAUGCGGGAUAAGAACCAGAGCAAGGUCAAGGGUAAGGGCGGCAAGAAGAUGCACGAGGAGAAGGAGCAGCAGGCAGGGGUCGACAACAAAGACGAACAAGGGGUAACGACGGAUCGAGAGGCCCAACAGCCCCAUGUGCCGCCGACGUUCCACCGCUACUAUCAUCUCUACAAACAGGGCGAACUGGAGGACGACGUGGCAGCCGCUGGCGGCCACGUAGUAGCGUGCGGGUAUGAAAAGGACAACUGGUGGGUGGUGGCCGAUCCCUUAUGA
Sporothrix brasiliensis 5110 is the source of this 1056-nucleotide messenger RNA. RefSeq lists its product as uncharacterized. Gene Ontology annotation, cellular component: cytoplasm; nucleus. The record is from RefSeq and is a predicted model, not a curated record. Lineage: Eukaryota; Fungi; Ascomycota; Sordariomycetes; Ophiostomatales; Ophiostomataceae. Gene Ontology annotation, molecular function: S-adenosylmethionine-dependent methyltransferase activity; tRNA binding. The coding region runs from base 1 to 1056 and encodes 351 amino acids. Gene Ontology annotation, biological process: tRNA wobble uridine modification. The transcript has a single exon.